Drosophila sechellia is the source of this 835-nucleotide messenger RNA. RefSeq lists its product as uncharacterized. The record is from RefSeq and is a predicted model, not a curated record. The coding region runs from base 313 to 720 and encodes 135 amino acids. The transcript has a single exon. Lineage: Eukaryota; Metazoa; Arthropoda; Insecta; Diptera; Drosophilidae.
AGCUGGAAAGAGUGUUUUUGAGUAACAAUGACUAAUGGCAGUGGAUUGAAAAUGUAUUGUUUAAGUUCAUCAAGUUCUAUGCCUAUAUAUAGUAUAUCCUUUGGCAGAAAGACCAGUUCUUAUCCUUAAUUUAUGUCCUUGAUGAUAUUUGGAGUUUAUUUCAUAUAUAUUCCGCACCAUUCCUAAUUUUGAUUUGUAUCACAGUGAGCUGAGUUUCUUACAGCAGUACAAUUUACACACAGCUUUAGUUAGGAGUUUUAAGAAAGAAAUUUAAAUAUAUUUCGUUGAAAGAUUUAUUAAAAAGAAAGAACCAUGGAAUUUCCCAUACCGGAGGCUCAGUACUGGGACGUUUCGAAGAAAUCCCAAAAAGAUCGUCAGAUGAUUCGUAAAUUCGUGCCCGAGGCGGUCGACCUGGCCAUCAUAAGUCGUGCAGAGAUCUACAGGAUUGACACAUUCUAUUUGGAGUGCCAGAAGUACCGCGAUCACUAUCGUGACCCCUACGGCAAGGUUCACUGUCCGCCGUUCUUCCACCUGCACAAGGGCAAGUGCGGAAUCAAGCUGGACCAGAGCGUCAUCAAGAUGACACAGGCGAUUGCCGCAACUGUGGACCGGCAGCCCAUAGUGUUUCCCCUGAUUCCGAACAAGAGCAUGUUUUUGGGUGGUAGCAUUCCCAUGGGGUCACAAACAUCCCAGGUUGGCGUCACUAGCUAUCUGAGAUGAAGAAAGUAUAACUUUUUGAUAGCCAAUGUAUCAGAGCUAGAGUACAAAAAUCUUUCGAGCAAGAAGAUAUAACUAUCUGUUAGAUACAUCCAAAUAUACAAUAGCUUGUUGCAAA